Molecule: messenger RNA, 1929 nt
Organism: Dovyalis caffra
Lineage: Eukaryota; Viridiplantae; Streptophyta; Magnoliopsida; Malpighiales; Salicaceae
Source: the annotation of a GenBank genome assembly
AUGGGACAGCUCGAAAUUCGAGGUGGUGUCUGGUUCUUAAAGGCAGAGUCUUGUUUUGGUGAUUUGGAAGGUAUUUUUGGGGUAAAAAUGAAGUUUAUGAAGUUGGGGUCCAAGCCUGAUGCAUUUCAAGCUGAUGGCAAAUCUGUAAGGUAUGUGGCAUCCGAACUGGCAACAGAUGUCACCAUAAAUGUUGGAGAAGUUAAGUUUUACCUCCACAAGUUUCCUCUCUUGUCAAAGAGCAAUCUCUUGCAAAAGCUAGUGACAAAUGCCGGCGAAGAGAACUCUGAUGAAAUUGAUAUGGUUGAUUUUCCUGGUGGGGCAAAGGCUUUUGAAAUUUGUGCCAAAUUCUGCUAUGGAAUGAUAGUUACUCUCAAUGCUUAUAAUGUUGUCGCUGCUCGUUGUGCCGCUGAGUACCUUGAGAUGACUGAGGAUGUUGAUCGAGGGAACCUUAUUUUUAAAAUUGAAGUAUUUCUGAACUCCAGUAUCUUCCGUAGCUGGAAGGAUUCCAUUAUUGUUCUUCAGACCACCAAAUCUCUCCUGCCGUGGUCUGAAAAUCUGAAGAUUGUGGGCAGGUGCAUAGAUUCCAUUGCAUCUAAAACCUCUGUGGACCCUGCUAGCAUUACUUGGUCCUACACAUAUAACCGCAAGUUAUCAGUGCCUGAUAAAAUAGUCGAGGAGGGAAUGAAUUUUAAAGAUAAAACUGAAUCUGUUCCUAAGGAUUGGUGGGUCGAAGAUAUAUGUGAACUGGAUAUUGAUCUCUACAAGAGGGUCAUGAUCACUGUGAAAUCAAAGGGCAGAAUGGACAAUAAAGUGAUGGGGGAAGCACUGAAAACUUAUGCAGUCAGAUGGCUGCCAGAUUCGUUUGAUGACUCAGUUUCUGAUGCUCGUACCUGGAGGUACAAAUAUCUGGUAGAAACACUCAUUUGUUUGUUGCCUCCAGACAAGGGUGUGGGUUGUUCAUGUAGUUUCUUGCUGAAAUUGCUGAAAUUUGCCAUUCUGGUUGGAGCAGAUGACUCACCCAGGGAAGAUUUAGUGAAGAGAAUCAGUUUGAAGUUGCACGAGGCUUCUGUUAAGGAUUUACUGAUCCCAGCUCAGCCUCCACAAAACACAUUAUAUGAUGUGGAAUUGAUUCAGUGCAUUGUUAAUCGUUAUUUGAUGCAUGAAAAGUAUAAUCAGGAUGCCAAGCAUGAGGAGAAUGGUGACUUUAUUUUAGGGCAUGAACAUGUAUCCUUGAUGAAUGUUGGUAAAUUGAUUGAUGGAUAUCUAGCAGAAAUUGCACAUGACCCAAAUCUCACCCUUGCCAGCUUCGUUGACUUGUCACGGUCAAUUCCAGAGUCUGCAAGACCAGUUCACGAUGGACUGUACAAAGCCAUUGACGUGUACCUGAAGGAGCAUACCAGUUUGACAAAGGCAGAAAAAAAGAAGAUAUGUGGACUAAUGGAUGUCAAGAAACUUACAAUGGAUGCAUCAAUGCAUGCUGCACAGAAUGAGCGGCUCCCUCUCCGUGUUGUAGUCCAAGUUCUCUUUUUUGAACAGGUCAGAGCAGCUUCUGGUGUUCAAGCUCUCAACAACAAUGCACGUGAUAAUUCAAAUUCCACCACAAACACAGAUGAAGAAUGGGAGAAGACAGCAGCUGACGAUAACAAAUCCCUCAAGAAACAGAUGAGUCAAAUGAAGAUAAAAAAUGAAGACUUCCGGAAAAAUCGAAAGCUGCUGAAGAAAAACAGCAAGAGCUCCAAAAGUGGCGUGCAGUUGCUGCCAUCUCGAUCAAGGAGGAUAUUUGAUAGAUUGUGGGUUGUGGGUAGAGGGCAUGUCGAGAACAGAAGCUCAGAGACUUCUGGGAGUUCGCAGAGCCCAACUUCAGUUGCUCCUGGUGAUACCAAGUCCUUUGGUUCAUCUUCAAGACAAAGGAGACACUCCAUCUCCUAG